AGGAAGAGGCCACGGUGAGCAACACCAGGAAAGAAGAGAAGGGUGGCCUCAUGCAGGACUGCCCUGCUCCAAACACACUGACAUCUGCUGGACACGCUCGAUAACCGGGAUCUGCUUUGAAGGAGGAAAACACAAGGUUCUUUUUAUUCUCUUUUAAAUUAGAAAAAAGGUGGAUUUCAUGCGGCCCUUGGUUUGAGUUUGACAAAACAAGCACAAGCUGUGGUUGUCAAACCAGAACUGUAGCGCAGCUGUAAACACAGCUCCAUGAGUCAGAGUUUGACUGAAAACUCCAGACAUGAGUCGUCAAACAGCACCACCUGUUCUGGACAGUCACGGGAACUGCGUGCUGAAACAGAGUCGAAGCAGAGGCAACAGACGGGGGUCUGAUUUAUUUUUUGGGGGGGAGGACGGGCCAGAAUAGUUUCACGGCCUGUAGACUUUAAAAAUGUCUGAAAGGAAGUCGAUCACAGGCGCCGUCUCAGAGGUGGGUCGUGACACCGGAGAGACAGACCCAGAAGAGGAGGUGGAGGAUUCGGACACUAACUCUGGGGCGGUCCCGUCUCUCCAGGAGCUGGAGGAGGCUUUGCAUUCAGCGCCUCGCUCCUGUCGCCUCGGCGAUGAGGUGUGGCCAAACCUGCAUCUGGGGGACAUGUUCAUGUCCCAUGACAAACUCGGUCUCUGGCAGCUGGGCAUCACCCACGUGCUGAACGCCGCUCACGGCAAACUGUGCUGUAAGGGCAGCGACGAUUUCUACGGCACCACGGUGAAGUACUACGGAGUGGCGGCCUGCGACCUGCCCACAUUUGACCUUUCACCUUUUUUCUACCCUGCAGCUGAAUUCAUUCACCGGGCGUUGACAUCAGGAGGAAAGGUGCUUGUGCACUGCGCUGUGGGCGUGAGUCGCUCGGCUGCGCUGGUCCUCGCCUACCUGAUGAUUUGUCACCACCUCACUCUUCUGUCCUCUGUACGCUGUGUGCAAGAGAAACGCUGGAUUCUCCCCAACAGAGGCUUUCUGCAGCAGCUCAGAGCCCUGGACCGAGAACUGCAGGACAAACGGAACGACCCUGUGCGCCAGAAAUCCUUUGGACCUGUCCUGCCUUAG
Scophthalmus maximus (turbot) is the source of this 1102-nucleotide messenger RNA. RefSeq names its product dual specificity protein phosphatase 13-like. Gene Ontology annotation, cellular component: cytoplasm. Gene Ontology annotation, biological process: negative regulation of MAPK cascade; protein dephosphorylation. Bases 446 to 1102 code for a protein of 218 amino acids. Lineage: Eukaryota; Metazoa; Chordata; Actinopteri; Pleuronectiformes; Scophthalmidae. Gene Ontology annotation, molecular function: protein tyrosine/serine/threonine phosphatase activity; MAP kinase phosphatase activity. The record is from RefSeq and is a predicted model, not a curated record. The transcript has 3 exons.